UCACGUGCUUGGUUGGCAGCUGUGAUAAGGUGAAAAGCAGUUUGGAUAUGGCUGCCAUCUACUCGGGCAUCCAUUUAAAGCUGAAAAAUCCUCGUACGCCAUGGACAGACAAACUAAAACUCGCCCGAUUUGCAUGGCUGUCAACACAAUGUCUUCUUCCUAAUAAAGAACAGGUUCUGCUUGAUUGGACAAGUCAUGCUCUUACCGGUUAUUAUAGUAAGAAAGUGGAUUUACCUCUGGAGAUAGUGGAGGGCUUGUGGACAUACUUGGAUGAUAUUCUUCACAGCAGGAAACUCAACACUGUGCUGAGUCAAGGAAAGACAGUUAGAUUAGGAGUGGCACAGGUGGUCAGUGACAGGAUUCUGGAAUGUACUUUAGGGACUUCGUCUGUCAGUUUCUUAACGAUUCUGAGCUGCUGUCAUGGAAUAUUGACCUCUCCUGUCCUCUCUGUGACCUACACUGCGAAAUAUGAGUUGUUGGUGGAACUGGUGGCCAGACUCUGUGGCUUAGCAUGCUCUAAGCUUGAUCAACAAAGUACUGGAGAACCUCUUGAGUCAAAGGUGUUGGAGGUGCUCCUCCUUGCCCUCAGCACCUACCUCACUGUCCAGAGACAGCAGACCAAUGCCAAUCGAGUGUUUGCACAGGUCACGGGUCACUUGCUUCAGCCUCUCUGUCUUCUUAGGCACUUACUGAACACCAGAGUGUGCACAGGGGGGGAUGGAAUGCAUAUCCAACAGCACCUUGCAAGAGAGAUCCGGAGCAAAGUGGAUGCGAUUCUGCUGCCAGCCCUUUUCCUUCCUGAUCAUCUGCAGUCAUACAAGGAGGAACUUCUGUCAUCAAAAGAGGAAUCAGGGUCAAAAAACCCUGAAAAGAAUCCCGCAGGCAAGGGCUUGCUUUGCCCUGUUAACACGAUACUGACUAAGCUUUGUCCCCAAGGGUGUGGUGAAGACACAUUGUAUUAUGCUGUUAAAUCAAAUUCCCUGCCACUGCUCUUCAAGUUUGCCCUUGAUUCUUUUUGCAAAGAGGGAGACAACAAACUUCUCUGCUUUCAUCUUAUGACUAAAUUAAUUUCAGCUUUAGACUUCACGGAUGAGUUGAGUGUCAAGACCUCAUUCAGUGAGUCUAACUGGAGCCUUGCAUUGCUUGCUUUGGAGAACAUCCUUAAUUCUUGUUUACUUGGGGAUAUUUAUAAUGUCGCUGCUGACAGGAUACACCAUGGAGAGGUACAGUUAAUGUUCUACAGGAAAGUGGCUCAACUUUUGUUCAGCAAUGCUCAAACAGAUGUACCAGCAUGGUACCGAUGCCUGAAAGCCCUUCUGACAUUGAACCACCUUAUCCUUGAGCCAGACCUUGAUGAACUGUUGUCGAUUGUAUGGGUAGAUGCUGACUGCGUGGAGUUACAGGUUGGGAAGGCACGAGAGUCCCUUGUUUCAGCAGUCAUCCAAACCUACACUAAACUACGCCAACUACCCAGGCUCUUUGAGGAGCUUCUCGAUGUGGUUUGUCGACCAGCAGCAGAUGAGCUUAGGCAGAAUUUGUUGUCAGAGGACAUCCAGAAGAGCCUGAAUCAGUGUCUGCUUGAUCACCCUCCCAGCCAAAGUCUUGAAAUCUGCCGGCUCAUUCUAGAAAGGAUGCAAAAUGAUCUAAUCCCUUUCAUGGGCGAGAAGAGAAAUGAUAUUGCUCUGAAGCUGUUUUCACUUAGUGUGCUCCUCCACGUGGUACUGUUUGGUCUGAAGACCCUGGACAAUAGCAGCCCUGUACCUAUUGUUAGGCAAACCCAGAAUCUGAUGAAAGAAAUUCUUGCAGUUACGGUACCCUCACUACAGCUUCUGGAUCAAAAUAUCUCAGCCCAUGGCCUAUGGGGAGAGAAGAUCCAAGAAGUGAGUCUCUUACUUGUUCACACUUGGGCUGAGUUAGACACUCUCUUCCAGAUGUAUUGUAGUAAAUACCAGUCUCCAGUUGACCCUAAUGUUGGUGAUGUUGAUAUCCUCUUUAGUACAUUAGUGACAAAGUUUUUUCAGAAUGACCAGAGCAGUAAGGUCUGUAGCCCCAUGAGCAAGCUCCUGCAGGAGCGCUUAGUGCUCCACAGGAUGAAGAAAAUCCUCGUUAAGAACGGCAACAUAUCAGACUCAGUCAUGCUGAACCAUCUUCGCGAAGCUGCUCAGUUUAUUAUUGGGAAAGAGGAGCCUUCCAUUACACUGAACUGUAACCAUCUCUGGGAUGUUCAGCUUAGCAGUGUGGACAGUGACACCUAUCCAGUGGCCCAUUGGUUUCUAGUUACCUCCAACUUGCCUCUGAUUGCUCCGUACCUUGGAGAGGAAGAUGUCUCUUAUUUGUCAGAGUGCUUUUUGAACUCUCUUCUUCAAAAUGACUCAGCUAAUGAUACUGAGAAGCAUGGGCUUUCCAUUUCUCUCAUUUCCAAACACAUGCUCGAGAGCAUAGUUCUGUGUGAGCUGCCAUUAGUGUACUCAGGUGUGGUAAAAGGUGUCACAAAAAAGAUUAUUGGAGUAGUCUGCACGGCUAAAAUAGAGGAGAUGAUUCCCUCAGUUUUGAAAUCUUGUGAUGAAAUCAGUGACACAUCCGGUAAAAAGCAAGGAACAGUGAUAGAUGAUAGCAGCAGAGACAAUGAGGCUCCUGCUGCUUGGAAGAGACUGAAAGCAAUUGCUCAGGAGAUUAUGAAGUGUGUUGAGGGAUGUAACUUCCUGUUUCUGACUGAAAAACAGGUAGAUGGUCUUCUGGACUUACUGAAAAUCACUGAUCUGCUCAUCCCACAGGCAAUGCUGCAAGAGGAUUAUUUUGAACUUUUUCUGGUUUUGUAUUUUAUGGCUGUGUGCAUUCGGUGUGACAGAGGCCUUGAGAUUUCAAAAACUAUAGGACUCCUGAGAGAGCUCUUUAAUCUCAUGGCUUCGCUGUUGGGCAAAACUUCACACUCAAUACUUAAAGUUGAACAUGGAAGUAAUCUACUAGAGGCUGCGGUGACAUCGCUCUCCUCACUUAUCAGUGAAGGUCAUUUACCAACUUUGGAGGACUCUGCUCAUUCAACUUUCCUGCAGUCUGUCCAGAACUUUAUUCAGUGCUUAUUACAGACAAUAGUUCACCGAAAGAGUAGCGUUUCCCUCAACCUGGAAAAGUUCACCUCCUUUAUGGCUGAGCACAAAAUUGUCAAUGGAGAGUUGUCUUCGUGUUCUGACAAGCCACAUGCAGGUACCCCAUUUUCUGUACAACUCUACUUGUCAAUCCUGAGCACACUUUCACAUGUUAUGUGCUCAGCCCUGGGGAAAAAUAAACAACUCGACGUGACUCUGACCCAUCUAUUGGAGAAGAUUGCGUCUGUAAUGGGGCCUACCAUCCAGGACGUCGUGAUGGGCCAGACAGGCUGUGUUCUCAGCCAGUCCUUCUCUGUGAACAUUAUGACGGGGAUGGUGAGGACUGACCUAAAAAAGACUGAUUACCAGGAGACGGAAAGUUCUGAGGGGGCCGCGAAACAGCAAUUAUGCCACGUGGGGCUGUACAGGAGUUUCAAAGAGCAGAUUCUGAUGGAUCUCUGCUCAUCAGCUCAUCCCAUGGACGUUGUCAUUUCAUCAGUCAAUUACCUCUCUGCUUACAUCGCUGCUGCAGAGAAGAACAAAGAACAAGAUCUUGGAGAUCUCAAGUUGGAAAUUUUGCAGAGCAUACAUAAACUACUUUCAGGUUCCUGGCUUUCAGUGUCAGAGGUGAGGGAACUGGAAGGACCAGUGAAGAACUCGCUUGCCCAAUUGAUGAUCAACAUUUCCCAAGAGCAGUUCCUUGUGUUGCUUCUGACUUUGAGAGAUGGUUUAGUGACCCCCAAAAUAACAGAGGGUCACCACAAGGACGUCUUGUCAACAGUGAUUCUGACAAAGCUGCUUGCCACCUGCCUGCUCCCAGAGCCUUGCGCAAAGACUUUCUGGCUCAUUGCCCCUCAGAUUAUAUCAGCCCUUGUUUUUAUAGUGAAAGAGUCCAGUAGGAUGAUCCCCUUAACCUGUGCCUUGACUGUUCCAACCCUGGACGCUUUAACCACGCUGCUCCGUCAAGGGGAAAGCCUUUUGUCCAACUCACACCAUGUGGUCCUGGUCCUUGGAGCCCUGCAACUUGUUCCCCUCGAGAACCAGUCUGUGGAAGAUUACCACUCAGCAUUUGAAGCAAUUCACGAGGCCUUGUUUGCUAUUAUACAGUGCCAUCCUCAGGUGAUGCUGAAGGCAGCGCCGUCUUUCUUGAACUGUUUUUAUCGCCUGGUAACAUCCAUCAUGCACGAGGGUAGACAGAGAGGAGAGGCCGAGAGAGGUGGAGAUGGCGAGAUGCUUUUGAAAUGUGCUCGGCUAGUGGAGAGAAUGUACUCACAUAUCGCCACAACAGCAGAGGGUUUCACUGUCUUGUCAUCUUUCAUGGUGGCACAGUAUGUCAGUGAACUGCAGAGGGUGACACUACAACCAGACGUCAAGGCACAUCUGACUGAGGGCAUUUAUCAAAUCCUGGAUCUCUGUGUCGAACAGGAUGUAAAGUUCCUGAACACCACACUGCAAGCAGGUGUGAAGGAGGUGUUUCAUGAACUCCUCAGCAGUUACAAACACUACCAUAAGGCUCAGAGGCAAGGAGAAGAGAAAUACACAAGCUGAGAAUCCCCUUUGGUAGAAGUUCUGUCGUGUCAGUCUGAGACUGAAUGGCACA
Molecule: messenger RNA, 4686 nt
Organism: Chanos chanos (milkfish)
Lineage: Eukaryota; Metazoa; Chordata; Actinopteri; Gonorynchiformes; Chanidae
Gene: urb2
Product: URB2 ribosome biogenesis homolog
Exons: 10
Coding region: 48-4634 (1528 amino acids)
Biological process (GO): ribosome biogenesis
Cellular component (GO): nucleolus
Source: RefSeq, a predicted model, not a curated record